Molecule: messenger RNA, 3139 nt
Organism: Nymphaea colorata (pocket water lily)
Lineage: Eukaryota; Viridiplantae; Streptophyta; Magnoliopsida; Nymphaeales; Nymphaeaceae
Product: U-box domain-containing protein 35-like
Exons: 9
Coding region: 200-2626 (808 amino acids)
Biological process (GO): protein phosphorylation
Molecular function (GO): ATP binding; protein kinase activity
Source: RefSeq, a predicted model, not a curated record
UCUCCUCUUCCUAAGCAUCUCCCUCUUUCUCUCUCUGUGUCUGGAAGAGAAAGGGGGUAGAGAGAGAGAAUUUGGUCGUCUCUCCCUCUCCCUCUCCCUCUCCCUCCCUCUCUCUCUCUCUCUCUCUGUGUGUGUGUGUUUCUAGAGAGAGAGAGAAUUUGAUCCUACCAAUUGACGGAGGAGAAAGGAAAAGAGAGGGAUGAUGCAGCAGCAGUAUGGGGAACAGAGCAAUGAGGAAUGGGAGGACGGAUCAUUGCCAAAAAUGGCGGUGGCCAUUGACAGGGACAAAGGUAGCCAGUUUGCGGUCAAGUGGGCAGUCGACAAGCUCCUCAUUGGCAUGCCCAACAUCCUCUUGGUUCAUGUCAGGAACAAAGCUGGACCUGUCCAAAGUGGCUUCAGCAUUAGCGAUGGAUGCCAGGCUUCCAUUCAAGAACAGCUUGAGAUUGAAAAGACACACCUCUUUCUCCCAUUCCGCGGAUUCUGUGCUAGGAAACACGUCAAUGUGAAAGAGGUUGUUCUUGAGGAUGUGGACGUGGCUAGGGCGCUCAUUGAUUUCAUCACGGCCAACAGUAUCACUAGUAUUGUGCUUGGUGCAUCUUCAAGGAACGCGCUCUCAAGGAAAUUCAGGCAGCUGGAUGUGCCCAGCAGCGUCUCAAGAGGUGCGCCGGAGUUCUGCACCGUGUAUGUGAUAGCUAAGGGCAAGACUCCACAUGUCAGGCCGUCCACAAGGCCCGCGCCCCCCGUCCCUCAAAAACAAGCUCCUGUGGCCAGGCCCCAGCCCCCUUUGCCGGCUCCCCUCAAGCCUCCAAUUGGCUCGCCGCAUCAAAGCCAUGAAACCUCUGAUCAGGUUACCACCAACGGGAUGAUGAGGAGUACCUUGACACGCGGAUGUAAACCAAGUCUGCCGGGCAUACAGGGUGGGCCAGGUGCUUCCUUUGACAAGAUGGCAGCCAUGGGUGGAAAGGGCACAAUUCAGAGUCCACAUGAAGAACGCAGGGGCUCACCGAGAUACGGCGAGAACACAGACGCGUUCUGUAGGGCCAUUCCCAACCUCCCUUUAAGUACAGACGGCUUUCCUUCGGACUUCACCUACAUUUCCAAUGGAAACGAUUUUCCCAGCUCCCAUGGAUCACGUUCCGUGGAUUUUGGUUCAGAUGGCUUUGAGAUGGCCUCUUCCUUGGAUGAUAGCCCAAAGAAAUCUGCUAAUUCAACUAGAGACAUGGAGGCUGAAAUGAAAAGAUUAAGACUGGAACUGAAGCAGACAAUGGAAAUGUACAGCAAUGCAUGCAAAGAAGCACUCACUGCGAAGCAAAAGGCAAAGGAGCUUCACCAAUGGCAAAUAGAAGAAGCUCGCAAACUGGAGGAGGCAAAGCUGGCAGGAGAAGCGGCAUUGGCCAUUGCAGAAAUGGAGAAGGCAAAGAGCAAGGCAGCCAUAGAAGCUGCAGAGGCUGCAAGGAGGCUUGCUGAGAUCGAAGCACAGAAGAGGAUGAAUGCAGAGAUGAAAGCCAAGAAGGAAGCAGAAGAAAAGAAAAAGGUACUGGAUGCAUUGGCAAAUUCAGAAGUAAGGUAUCGAAAGUAUAACAUACAAGAGAUUGAAGCUGCCACAGAAUUCUUCUCUGAAUCGCUCAAAAUUGGAGAAGGUGGAUAUGGACCUGUAUACAAAGCUACUUUGGACCACACUGCAGUGGCCAUCAAAGUUCUAAGGCCUGAUGCAGCCCAAGGAAGGAUGCAAUUUCAGCAGGAGGUGGAGGUCUUGAGCUGCAUCAGACAUCCAAACAUGGUGUUACUUCUUGGAGCCUGCCCAGAAUAUGGCUGCCUGGUAUAUGAAUUUAUGGAAAGAGGAAGCUUAGAUGACCGGCUGUUCAGAAGAGGAAACACGCCGAGUCUACCGUGGCAACUUCGCUUCAAGAUAGCAGCAGAAAUAGCAACAGGCUUACUUUUCCUCCACCAAACAAAGCCAGAGCCUCUUGUCCACAGAGACCUCAAGCCAGCAAACAUUUUACUUGAUCGGAACUAUGUAAGCAAAAUCAGUGAUGUUGGCCUUGCCCGGCUUGUCCCACCCUCUGUGGCAGAUACAGUCACUCAGUACAGGAUGACUUCCACUGCAGGAACUUUCUGCUACAUUGAUCCAGAGUACCAACAAACAGGAAUGUUAGGUAUCAAAUCUGACAUGUACUCUCUUGGAAUUAUGCUACUGCAGAUUAUAACAGCAAAGCCUCCAAUGGGUCUCACUCACCAUGUUGAGAGGUCAAUAGAGAGAGGGGCUUUUAAGGAGAUGUUGGAUCCCACAGUUCCAGAUUGGCCUGUGGAAGAAGCUCUCAUAUUUGCAAAAUUGGCACUAAGGUGUGCUGAGCUGAGGAGAAAGGACAGACCAGAUCUUGCAACAGUGGUUUUGCCAGAACUCAAUAGACUGAAAGAUUUGGGAAAUUCAAGUAUCGGUUUCACUCCUGGACUCUACAUGGGACCUCAUUCUCACGUUUCGGAAGGAGUAUUUAUGAGUAACAGCAGAAUCUCAAAUGCCGGACAUCGACCACAAAGAUCUAGUGCUACAGUAGACAAUGCAGAAGAGAGUGAAAAAACAAAUUCCAUGGUAACUGCCAGGAGCGAUGGCAUGAGUUAUAAAUAAAUCAAGAAGGCAUACUGUUAGAUUUUUCUGAAGCAGGAGGAAGGAUGGGGAAGAGAUUGUAUGAGAUUGUCUCUUGAUUUACUUCUCUAUCUUUGUAACAUGUUGGGAAGCCUCAACUUGAUUUUGGCACAUGAAUCCUAUGUACUGGCUCGAAGAAGGGUUCCUCUAAACCAAGAAAGCCAGGACCAUGCAACUGAUGACCAUUUUGAUGAAUCAUCGACAAGCCUCACCAACUUUCACAUUUGGAACAUUUGGGAAGCAUGAACGCCCAUCAACUCUCAUGUGAAAUGAAAUUCUCAUGCUCUAACUACACCUGCACACAAAACCCUGCAUUCAACCGGCACCAAAAGGAGACAAUAGAUCCCAUUAUCUCCUAUCAUCAUGCCUUAAAGUCUCACUUCCUCAUCAUGGUCUAUGCUUGUCAUUCCAUCAUACCAUAAUACGGCAGAUGUUCUCAUCAUGAUCAAUUUAGCUGAAGAUCAAACGGUGUUCAUGUCUCUGGAAUCUAUUACA